AGCCGGGGGGGGGAGUUGCCGUCCUUCCUCCAGUCAAGUGGCGGCGGCGGCGGCGGCAGCAACAACAUGGACGACCUGGACGCAUUGUUAGCAGACCUGGAAUCCACUACCUCCCACAUCUCCAAGCGGCCCGUCUUCCUGUCAGAGGAAACGUCUUACUCGUAUCCAACUGGAAAUCAUACAUACCAGGAAAUCUCUAUACCUCCUCCAGUGCCACCCCCUCCUUCCAAUGAGGCCUUAAAUGGGACUGUAAGUGAACCUUUAGACCAGUGGCAGCUAAGCAUCCCCAGAAGUAUUCACCAGCAGCCGCAGUCCCAGCCUCCCGCGUGCAGCUCCAGUCCGUCCGUGUCCAGAGAGUGUGCCAUCUCUCCUUCACGCAUAAGUGAAGAGGAGCACGUAUACAGUUUCCCCAACAAGCAGAAGUCUGCAGAACCGUCUCCAACCCUGAUGAGCUCUUCACUCGGCAAUAACCUGUCAGAACUGGACCGACUGCUACUGGAACUGAAUGCUGUUCAGCACAACCCUCCUACUGGCUAUCCACUAGAUGAAGCCACUAGGAGCCCCUCGUUGCCUGGUGGGACUGGAUCUCACUACGGUGUCUCGGAAAACACUACCUCUUUGAACACACAGCCAACAGCCCCUGCGAAAGAGAAGCCCAAGCGGAAUGGAGGGCACAGCAUUGAGGACAUGUGUCCCAGUGUGGAGAGCCUUUUGGAUGAACUGGAAAGCUCGGUGCCCAGUCCAGUCCCAGCUAUCACUGUGAAUCAGAGCGAGAUGAGCAGCCCCCAGCGGGUCACCUCCAGCGAGCAACAGACUCGCAUAUCUGCCUCAUCAGCGACAAGAGAACUGGAUGAGCUGAUGGCUUCACUUUCUGACUUCAAGACCUCUUCCACUGUAUCGUUGAUCUCCGAGCCCUCCCUGGAGCUACUUCCUGGCCCAGUUGGCUCAGAUCCAGCCCAUGUGUUUCCUAGCGUACCUAGUGUCCUGUCUACCUCAAAGCAACAAGCCCUAGGCCACUCUGGGGAUGGGAUGGGCCCCCUGGCUCCUCUCCCACUGGAGGUCCUUCAUAUCGAAGAGGAAGGCAGUAGCUCAGUCACUGUUGCGAUUCCAGAGCGUUCUCCCACCACCCUUUCUGGACUCUGGACUGAAGUGCCGCGUCCCAAGACCUCUGCCGCUCUCAUGAGUCCACCCGGACCAAGCGGAGCGUCCGCUUCCAAUGGAAGACUUCUCUCCUUUUCCAAGGCAGAGUCGCUGUCCAUCCGCUGUGAUGUCGGACCUCCGAAUCAGAGGCUUGCAGAAUCAAAAGGAACUUGGCAGGAUGAGCAGCGAGAUGAAGCCAAAAUCGCAAUGGUUUCUGUUUCAAGCUCCUGCGUGAGCAGCAGGGUGAAUGUGCCAACACCAAAGGAGCUGGAACAGGGCCCUGUGUUGGAUCCACUAGCUGAUGCUCACAAGGGAACUGAGGUCAGUGAAGGAGCUUUGGAUGAGCUGAGCAGCUCAGAUGUAUCUCAGUUUGCACCAAGGACAUCAUCUGAGGGAGGCCGUGCAGCACCAUCCAUUUACCAGCCUGGUCUUCUGAGUGUUGAUCAAUGGGAGAAAUGCCCAGGCAGCAAAGACCCCUCAGGCCAGACUUUACAGCAGGGUGCUAAAGUCCGAGAUCCAACCAGAGCAAGCAGCUGUCCUGAUGUUGCUGAGAAGAGGCCUGGUCCAGAGAAGGCUUGGAGGAAAAACAGUCUUCAGAACGCUCUGACAGGCCAGUGGAAAGAGCCACUUUCCGGCCUGGCAGCUGCUCCAGGCUUGACAGGAAAUGCCUGGAAAGAGGAACUGGAUUUGAUUCCUGCUUGCAGGGCCCCCGUGGAGAGGAUUUCUACGUCAGGCCAGAUAAAAUCUGUAAUCAGGCAAACAAAAGACACCUCCCAUGUGCACCCAAUGUGCCGUGAUCUCUCUCCAAGACGCAAGCUGGGCCCGGUCAUAUUCCACAAGACGGUCUCCCAAGACCGCUUGAUUGAGGAACUGCAAGACAGGCUGGGCAUCAGCAAACCAGAGCUGGAGGAGUGGAGAGGUCCUGACGACUGGCUGACCGAGGGAGUCAUCAUUACCUCCAGGCCACAGAAGAAAGAUCAAGAUGGUGGCCAGCAUGUAGAAAAGGUUAUAAUUCCUGCAGAGUCACCCCUGCCUCUGAGAAGGACGAUUGCUGUUCCACCCUCUCCCCCACCGCAGUUCCCUAAAGAUGCUUCAAAGGCUGCCUCUGUCAGAGCGGCCUUAUCUUCUCCUCUCCAUCACCCUCCACCACCGCCGCCUCCCCUGCCACCGCCACCGCCUCCAUCUCCUCGUGUCCCUCAGUUGCGCUAUGUGCCAUCUGCCCCACCUCCCCAGCCUCUGCUCCAGUGGGAAAUGCUUCUAGAGGAAUGCCCCUCUUCCCAGGUCCAGAUCCCAACAGUGCCAGUCGGAGGGCCCUCUCCUCCCAGAAAGGUGGUGUCAGUUGGUUGCCAAACGGAUGCAGAUUCAUUCUUCCCACCAGAGCAGGUCCCUUACGUUCCACCUCUGGACUGGGGCUCCCAGGUUCUUGCUGUUCGUCCGCCCACCCCCGAGAAGUUCAUGUCCCAAGGGAAAGGAGGGAAUAACUACCCAUCGACGAUACCUCCCAAGCCUGGCAGCCAGUUGGAUAGCAUGCUCGGAAGCCUCCAGUCGGACUUGAACAAACUUGGGGUCGCAACCGUUGCCAAAGGCGUAUGCGGAGCCUGCAAGAAGCCAAUUGCUGGACAGGUCGUCACUGCAAUGGGGAAGACUUGGCACCCCGAACACUUCGUCUGCACCCACUGCCAGGAGGAGAUAGGGUCGCGGAACUUCUUUGAGCGCGACGGCCAGCCCUACUGUGAGAAGGACUAUCACAACCUCUUCUCUCCACGCUGCUACUACUGCAACGGCCCCAUCCUGGAUAAAGUGGUGACAGCGCUGGAUAGGACAUGGCAUCCGGAACACUUCUUCUGUGCGCAGUGCGGAGCAUUCUUUGGCCCCGAAGGUUUUCAUGAGAAGGAUGGCAAGGCCUACUGUCGCAAGGAUUACUUUGACAUGUUUGCUCCCAAGUGUGGAGGCUGUGCCCGGGCUAUCUUGGAAAACUAUAUCUCUGCCUUGAACACCCUUUGGCACCCUGAGUGUUUUGUCUGCCGGGAAUGCUUUACUCCAUUCAUCAACGGCAGCUUCUUUGAACACGACGGGCAGCCCUACUGUGAGGUGCACUACCACGAGCGCCGCGGCUCGCUGUGCUCUGGCUGCCAGAAGCCCAUUACGGGCCGCUGCAUCACUGCAAUGGCCAAGAAAUUUCACCCCGAACACUUUGUCUGUGCCUUCUGCCUCAAGCAGCUCAACAAGGGAACCUUUAAGGAGCAGAACGACAAGCCCUACUGUCAGAACUGCUUCCUGAAACUCUUCUGCUAAGGCUAAAAUGCACCCGCCGUUCCUGUGCUGCCUUUCCAAGAAACCUUGCCUCUUUGGACAUUGCCACAAUUCAGCGACCUGUGGCCUUGGUGGGCUGAUUGAGGAGAAGAGGAGGAAAGUGUGUGUGUGAGUGAGAGAGAAUGAAUGAAUGUGGGGAGAGACGGGAUGGGGACAGGAGGAGAUGCUUACUUCUGCUCUGGAAAAGCGGUAAACCCAGAGAAAGGUGCGCAAUGGCCAUUCAGUGAGAAGCUGUAUUUUAGCUGGGAGAUGCUUAGACUGCUAUAAAUGUACCAGAUUGACAGCUCGGCCAAGCCAUGGGGGUUUGAGUGGUGGGAGGCAGUGUUUGGUUGUGGUAGAAGGUGACCUCCAGUUGGUUGAUUGGUAGUGUUGCCCAUUCUAGGUGGCAACAGUUCAGGCAGCCAAAUAAAUCCGUUUGGGUUCAACGUGAGGAUGCAGGCUGUGGUGGGGGUCAGGAUUAUCUCCCCCAAGAACACUGAAAAGGUCAGGAGGGCUGAGAACAUGGAUUGGGCUGGAAAUGGGAAGUGGGGCCGUAGCUCAGUGGCAGAGCAUCCCCUUUUCAUGCAGAAGGUCUCAGGUUCAAGCCCUGGUGUCUCCCAAGUAGGGUUGGAUGAGAACCCUGCCUGAAACCCUGCAGAGUUGCUGCUCCUGCCGCCAGUCAGUGCACAUAUAAUACUCAGCUAGAUAGAGCAAUGGUCUCACUCAGGACAAGGCAGCUUUCUAUGAACCCAAGUUGCCUCUCCCAGGAAUGCUGUUAAGGGUCAAGAGAAAAGAGAGAGCACAUAUUCCGGUAACACAUCGCAAGGGCCAUGUUGGCAGAUGCCGAUCUGUGCAAGACUCUUGCCACUGGGCGAGCAGCCUCUUUCCUGUCCUGCAUCUCACUCCAGCGUUAAAGAGAAGUGAGGUUGAAAUACAGGAGGGCCCCGCUUUACGGCGCUUCGCUCUACAGCGACUCGCUAAUACAGCGGUCUCAAUUAGACGCAAUUAGACUAAAGCCCCACUCAUACGGCGCUUGUUCCGCUUUUACAGUGGUUUUUGGGCAUCGCGCACCAUUCUAUUCAAUGGGUUCCACUUUACAGCAGUUUCCACUUUACAGCGGGGGUCCCGAACGUAACCUGCUGUAUGAGUGGGGCCCUACUGUAAUAUCUGAAGAAUGCCUGGCAUCUCUUUUUGUUAUCACGUCUGUACAGGGUGGGUUGUUGACUCUGUUGCACUUCCGCCCUCUGCAAACAGGAUAUCUUCCUUUUCUGGGAAGUUAAUUUCUCCACCGUCGCUGCCGUCCACUCCUCAGAAUUUCUCAAAAUGUGGGUGUGCUCAUUGGGGUUGUAGCAGCAACAGUUAUUUUGUAUUAAAAUGCAGGCCAGGGAGACCUCACAGCCCUUUCAGAGCUAAGGUGGCAGGCAGGGAUAUAGCCUGUGUUCAACUUCUCCUGAAAGGCAAGAGAAAAACAUCUGCUAUGAAGCAUUGACUUUUUUGGUCUGUCUCUGUUCUUCAUUCGCAAGCACAUCUCUCGCUCGUAUGAAAUAUGCCCUACAGAGACAGAAUUCCAAGCAAUAAUUCUUUUUCUGUUGAUGUUGUUGAUUCUCACUGGGUGCACUCUCUCUUUCCUCCUCCCUCUCGUGGUUUGUGUGAGUGAGAUAAUGACUUUUGCUAUCAAACCGAAUACUGUGUGUUUGGGUGGUUUCUACACUGAGUCUUGAAUUAAUAACAGAACAACUUUUAACUCUCUUGUAUGGAAAUUUUUAGUUUUUUGAAAUGAUUUUUGACAGAUGACUUUCAUAUCUGAUUGUUCUGGGCAGAGCCCUGGUUGUGUUGGUUCCUGCAUCUAUAGCCUUGAUGCUUUGUUAAACACAGCUAUUAACAUGAUAAGUAUUGCCUUUUAAAAACUGGGAUGCGGGUGGGAGAGGGGGAAUGUGCAAGACAUGUGCGUGUGUGUGGUUUUAUUUUUCCUUAUUAAGUAGCUUUUCUAUUGAUCAGAGCUCAACUGGAACAGAUUUUUUAAAAAAAAAAAUAACGUAAACUGCUGUAUUAGGAAUUAUUUGCCUUUCUCUCAAAACCAGCAUUGCAGGAUUUUGAAGCGAGUCUUUAGUAGGGAGAAAGAGCUCAACUCAUUUGGCGUCAAGCUUCAUAAUCUGUUUCAGAAGCUGGCACUAGGCCCUUGGUCUCAACCUGCCGUAUGUAAUGUUAACAUGGUGGUUAACCGGCCCUUUUCCCCCCCAAUUCAAGUGUGCCAUAACUCAACCCUGCAAUGUGAGACACUGCCAUGCUAGGAUGUGCUGCGGUACCUGUGCAUAUGUACACAGUGAAGGCUGAUCUAUUGGGGUAGUGGGGUGCUGCCCCACCAGCCUCUGCCUGCCCUGCCUUCUUCCCAGAGCUUGGAAAAGUUACUUUUUUGAACUACAACUCCCACCAGCCCCAGCCAGCGCCAUGCUGGCUGGGGCUGAUGGGAGUUGUAGUUCAAAAAAAGCAACUUUUCCAAGCUCUGCUUGUUCCUUAUGACCAGUCCAGCUGUCGGCCCUGGCUGUCAGCUUCCUCCUCCUCCUCCCUGCUCCUUGGGCUCCCUUGCCUUUUGCCCUCCCAGUGGGCACCAGCCCACCACUGUAUGUACUCACUCUGGUACUUUGGUGCCUUUGUCUCUCUCACCUACUGAGGCAGGGAGCAGGGAGCAGUGCAGCUGGAAGAUGUUGGCAGAAAUGCAGUCCAGGCUGAGCUGAUCCUCGGGCCUCUCAUAGUUUUGUGUGCGGUGCUUUGCAAGCCCCGGCAAUCAGCGGAUUGUCAGCAUCUUCAAAGCACCAUGCCCUGGGUUUUGUGCUGCAAACCCCUCCUUUGGCCCAGCUGCAUCUUUAGAUACAGCCAGGCCCAUGGGUCCUCUUGCUCCAGCCCAGGAGUGCCAUAAAUUCCUGCCGCGUGUGCUCCUUCUCUUCCCUCCCCUGCAGUAAAUUGGCCACUUGCGUGUUGGCACCGGCAGGCUGUCUCACAUCUCAUAGUUCUCAACGUGUGCAAGGCAUGUUUCCUUCACCAUUUGAAAUCACACUGAGCACCCAAACAUCUUAGCUUCCCGGCAGGCCAAUGUAAUAAUGAGCUUUUUUCAUGAACUGCAAGGCAGAGGUAGAAGGAGCCGCGAUUUCAUAAAUGGAGACAUUUUGCCUGUCUCCUUUAGUUUUCUGUACCUCCUUUUCUCUGUAAACUGGGAAUCGGACUGGCCCUACAGUAAGGCAGAGUGUGGUAGCUGCCUGAGGCGGAGAGCCGACAAAGCGGUGUGUGCCAUGCAACUUGCCUUGCAUCCCCCCAGCUAUAUCCUGCCACCCUCAUAUGCAGAGUGGAAGAUGCUCCCUUCUCCAUUGUUGACGUAAAAUUCAGUUGCCAGUCGGGUCAGCAGGGAGGUGUUUCCUUGUCCUUCACUUCAGGCAGCAAAAAUGUCUUGAGAUGGCUCUGGUUGGGGAAUGAGGAAAAACAAUAUUGCACAAAAAGGCUGUCAGCUGCAGGGAGUGAUUUUAGAGUGUGAUUCGGUGGGUCUUUCAGAUUCAGUAUGAAAAAAAGACAAGACAAGCCUGCAUCGUUUUGCUGGUGCUAGGUUGCUCAGGUUGGAGAGGAUUGUGUGAAAUUGUGUACACUAUUGCAGUAUCAUGGGAUGACCUGGUAGUUCCUCUUGUUAGGCUCCUGAUGAAGAUGCUGCCAUUGUUUUUCAGAAAAUAUCCCCACCCCACCCCAAAAUACUACCAUAGCGUUGGCAGUUUAGGCCCCAGUGCGCUCUUUCUUUCUUUCCCCUUUUGUCUCCCUUUUAGGUGCAUCAGAAUGAAGUGGGCCUCAAUUAAAGCUUCAACAAUCCUUCUGGGAAGGAGGAGAAGGGGAGAGUCUCCUGUGGAAUGACAUUUCUCUCCCCACCUCCCCAUUUUCCCUUUUGUAAACUUCUAAUUCUGCUGGUUUUUUUUACCCUGCUUUUAAAAUUCCUGUGAUGAUGCUAAUAAAAUUGUAUGAUAA
This is a messenger RNA of Rhineura floridana, 7434 nucleotides long. It is a transcript of the gene PXN, whose product is annotated as paxillin. NCBI's taxonomy places the organism in Eukaryota, Metazoa, Chordata, Lepidosauria, Squamata, Rhineuridae. The coding region runs from base 67 to 3435 and encodes 1122 amino acids. The record is from RefSeq and is a predicted model, not a curated record. Gene Ontology annotation, biological process: transforming growth factor beta receptor signaling pathway; endothelial cell migration; substrate adhesion-dependent cell spreading. The transcript has 15 exons.